GGUUUUCAGUCGCCGGCCGGCGGAAGGAGGAAGUGCGCGGUAUAUUUUGCUGUGUUUCCGGCAGCUUAUUUGCUGCCUGUUGUUUGGGUGGAAUAGUGAGACUUGUUGAUUUUUAUCUUUGAAUAGUUCACUUAUUUGUACAAAACACCGUGGAGGGUACUACUUCUUAGCCAGACGAGAACUUGGACCCUGUAAGUGGGCACAAUUUUCAGGUGUUUCGGGGAUGUUGAAAUGGAGGCAGGUAGUUCCCUUUCCCAUAAGAGUGAAGAGACUGAAGCACAAGGUGAUAAAGUCUGCACAGAAGUAAAAGAACAUGAUGCAGAAGCAACAAACCCAGAAGAUGGCAUAAGAGAAGCAGUUACAGAAGAAGCACAAAAUGAUGAAUGUGAGGGAUCUGUGUGCUCUACAGAGGAAGAAGUGGUGCCUGAUGAAGAAAAAGAUGCAUCCAGUGACAAGGAGCUAUCUGACUCUGCCUCAACUGACAACACCUUGGAGGACUCCAGUGAAUUUUCUGGGAGGCCCUUAGUUGUGUGUGAAAAAAAAGAACUUUGUUCUCCCUUUGGAGCAGACUUGGUUUCCUCACACAGGGAAGAAGAUGUUACAGCAGAAAGCUGGCGCAUGCACAGGAAGCAUGUCUUUGUGUUAAGUGAAGCUGGCAAGCCAAUUUAUUCCCGCUAUGGGAAUGAGGAGGCUUUGUCCUCCACCAUGGGUGUGAUGAUGGCACUGGUAUCAUUCGUGCAAAGUGGAAACAACAUAAUCCAUUCAAUUUAUUCAGAUGAUCAUAAAGUGGUUUUCCUUCAGCGGGGCCCUCUGGUAUUAGUAUCAGUUUCACGAACAUUGCAGUCUGAGAUUCAGCUCCAUAGUGAACUCCUUUAUGUAUAUUACCAGAUUAUUAGCAUGUUAACUCAAGCCAGUGUUGCACGCAUUUUUGAACGCAAGAAGAAUUAUGAUUUAAGGCGGCUUCUUACUGGCUCUGAAAAGAUCUUGGAUAACCUCCUGAAUCUCAUAGAUUCUGAUCCUAGUUUCCUUCUGGGAGCUGUGCAGUGCCUCCCCCUCUCAUCUUCUCUACGAGAGUCCCUCAGUCAGAUCUUACAGAAGGCUACAACUUCUAACCUGGUCUUUUCCAUCCUUAUUGCUAAAAAUCAGUUGGUCACGAUUGUGCAAGAGAGGACCGUGAUUGAUGAUACUCGUCUAGAUCCUGUGGACCUUCAUUUGUUGCUCAAUUUAAUUCGUGCUUCAUCUGCUUUCCAAGCUGGUGAGGUAUGGACUCCGAUCUGUUUACCACGCUUCAACCCAAAUGGCUAUUUCUAUGCUUACAUCUCUUACUUGGACCCAGACUGCACAGUAUGCCUCCUCUUGCUUUCUACAGACAGGGAGGCAUUCUACUCUAUCUCGGAUUGCAAGAAAAAGAUUGAAGAAAGCAUGGCUACUCAUAACUCUAUUCAGGCUAUCUCUUCUGCCCUGCAAAGCCAGUCUUACAGCAUCUCACUAUUGGGGGUGCCAGACCUAAGACACUUCAUGUACAAACCACUGGAUAUCCCUGAAAACCAUAAGCAGCUCACUCAGCUUACAAGUCCUGAAGUAGAAGCUCCUUACUGCAGUGAAGAAGAGAAGGUGAGGCUUUUUGACCUGUAUCGUUAUCUGCAUAGUCGAAUCCAUAGCACUACACGUCCUUUGAGGCUUAUAUAUCAUGUGGCAGAGAAGGAAACUCUCCUGGCUUGGGUGACCAGAAAGUUUGAGCUAUACACAUGUUUCAGUCCCUUGGUAACAAAGGCAUCUGCCAUCAAUGCCAUCACCAAGUUGCUUCGCUGGAUUAAGAAAGAGGAAGAUCGUCUGUUUAUCCGCAACCCACCCAAAUAUACCACUGCAUCAAACACCAGCAGGGGAUCAAGAAGCAGCCGGGGUGGGAGUGAUUCGAUUGACAAUGGCUUCCUAACUCUACUGUAGGAGUCAUUGCAUGUUUAUUUUCUACGUGGUAUAAUUAUUUGAGGUCAAAGUCUUUCUUUCUCUUUCAGUAUUAGUAGUAAAUGUUGCACAUGUGCCAUUGGACUUGGAACCAGUUUGCACAAUGGCCUGAAUGCUUGGAUACCAUAUUCAUGAUUAUUCUUUUACAAGCCUUGAAGGAUUAUAAAAUUAUCUCUCCUCAUCCAUGAAAUACUUGAGUGCAUGAGCUGAAACUAUUUGGAACUGUUUGUACUAAUGACUGCCUCAUCUCGGAAAUUGAUGGGAUUUACUAAAAUGUCAUAUUUAAUCAGGUAGCAAGACUGUGGUACAUUGCCACAUCUGUUGGUGCAUGACUCUUAUGAUACCACAUCUGGUUGUUGGUGCAUGGUUCAUUUUUAUGAUGCUAGGUUUAUCUUAAGUAAUAAUCCUACUUUCAGAGCAGCACAGCCAUAUUAGUGGAACUGCCCAAAACUGACAAAUACAUACAUAGCAGCAGUGCUUUUGAAGCAUGUUUUAGACAAGCUUGUUGGUGUGCUGUUCUUGCAGUGCAUCAUUUUGUUAUUUUGCUAGAUGGGAUCAUCUUUUACUUUUCUGCACACAGAGGAGAAAUUUAACCAUUUCACAUUUGUAUACCUUAUAGCUUAUCAGCUUUUGUGGACAUUAAGAACUGACUGUAGUGAACUCCUCCUGCUUUACAUGGCUGGAAAGAAUGCCACCUGUGACCCUAUUGUCAGUAAGCAGAAUUUUGCAAUUCAUAGCAUCCAGUCACUGAGCUUAUUAACAUUUUUUCACUGUCAUUAAACAGUCAUUCAGAGAUUUGCUAGCCUACAUUUAACUCUUCCAUAGUCACACUGCAAGGAAGAACACUGAUUGCAUUGCACUGCAUCUACAACAUAGUUUAUGCAGGCAGCUAAUUUGUACAGUGCCCCCAGUGGUGGGGUGUACUUAAAUGAGACAAAAAUUGAUGUAUUUUUAAUUUUGCUUCUGGAGUCAUGGCAUUCUGUACGUUGAUUAAGCAGCCUAAAUGUGCAAUAAAAGCAUUUAAUUGAACAGGUAAAAUUAAACUGUUUUACUUGACCAAUUAAAUGAUAGUCUAGUUAAUGGAGUUUUUUAUGAAGCACUUCCAGGCAGUUCCUCUUCAGGCUGCCAGUGCCAAGAAAUUUCACACUUCAUUAGUUUGUAUGGACAGGUGUGAAUGAGUUAAUCAAGUGGAAAAAGAGAAGCAAGCUCAGGUCAGGGUAGUCUGGGCAAGGGAUAGACUUUUCUUUAUUCUGCCUUUAGCUAUGGAGUGUUCUGCUUUCUUUGGGUAGAGAAGCAGGAUGAAGAUGGUAUGCAUACUUUUCUGAUAAUGUGCAUUGACAUGCAAGACAAAAGCUUCUUUUGUUACAUCAACUCAAGAAGGAAGGGUAGAGUACAAGAAAAAAAUCAGUCAGAUCUCAGUAUCACUGUUGAAGUAUGUUUUUAUAUACACACACACACACACACACACACACAAAUAUAGAUGUAUGUAUUAAAGACUAUUUGUUAAACCACUUGUUAAUGGAUUCAGAGAAGCUGAUAGUAAAAGGUUGACCGCAGAAAAGUCAGUGCAUCUCAAUCCUAGGUCAUAUUGAUGUCCUUCUCAUCUUUUGAUGUCCUGUGUGUCGUGGAGCAGAUUGGAAUUUUUUUCUCUAGUGCCUCCUGACUGCAAAAAGUUGUAGCAGUAGGUAGGACUCUGUCCAGCUGAAGGUAAUGCUUCCUUUUUUGAUUGGGCUAACUUUCAGUGAAUUCUGAAGCUGCUGCUCUUUUCAUUCACCAGAGGUAGGAUAUGGUUCUUCUGUGGAUUGAUGUCUAUAAGUUAAUAUUUAAGCACAAAAAACAUUUACAUAGAUGUAUAUAUUUUGUAAUGUAAAAUAACAGAAGUGGUGAUGAUAGAGAUGAAUCUGCCAUAAAGGCACUGCCACAGGUAAUAUUUUCAUGAUCUUUUGUUUAUUCUUUAAGCAUUUCAGAUAAAAGUUGAAAAGAACUAAAAUGCCUUUGACGGGGCAUUGUAUGUGUGGCUAGAUUUCAUCCAGCGCUGUACAUUUAACAGUAAUAAAAAAUGUAUAUAUGUCAUCAUCA
Protopterus annectens (West African lungfish) is the source of this 4044-nucleotide messenger RNA. RefSeq names its product vacuolar fusion protein MON1 homolog B-like. Gene Ontology annotation, biological process: protein targeting to vacuole; vesicle-mediated transport. Bases 232 to 1947 code for a protein of 571 amino acids. The record is from RefSeq and is a predicted model, not a curated record. NCBI's taxonomy places the organism in Eukaryota, Metazoa, Chordata, Ceratodontiformes, Protopteridae. The transcript is spliced from 6 exons.